Messenger RNA from Hemicordylus capensis (graceful crag lizard), 1298 nucleotides. RefSeq names its product phospholipid scramblase 1-like. The transcript is spliced from 8 exons. Gene Ontology annotation, biological process: plasma membrane phospholipid scrambling. The record is from RefSeq and is a predicted model, not a curated record. Gene Ontology annotation, cellular component: plasma membrane. Gene Ontology annotation, molecular function: phospholipid scramblase activity. Lineage: Eukaryota; Metazoa; Chordata; Lepidosauria; Squamata; Cordylidae. The coding region runs from base 132 to 1022 and encodes 296 amino acids.
UUUCUCAGCACUGUUUGGGAUGAGCCCUGAGACCUGGUACAUUGCUGUUGGUCCUAAUCCUUACACAGUGAAAGAGAAACAGAGUUACAUGAUAAUCGACGGAUACUUCAAUAGUUCCCAAAUCCAGAGAAAUGCAAUGUACUCCUGGUCAGCCUGCUUCUACUGUCCAGGGUUUUUCAGGAACUCAUGGACCUCCAUCAGUUCAGCGUCUUCCUUCUCCAAUGCAGAUGCCAGCACCACCUGUGCUGCUUCUCAACUGUCCUCCUGGACUAGAGUAUUUAAGCCAGAUUGAUCAGAUAUUAAUUUAUCGACAGCCUGAGCCUCUGGAAAGUAUGUAUCUUCUUAUGCCACAUGAGAUUAUUGUUGCAUUCAAAGAUAUUUCUAAUAAUUUCAACUCAGUAAUAAGUGACUUUGAAAUGCCCACCAAAUAUAUCCUAAAAAAUAUUUGGGGGCAAAGCGUAUACUUUGCUGCUGAGGAAAAUGAUUGCUGCACAUUAAACUGUUAUCCCAGGUCACUCAGACCCUUUACAAUAAAGAUCUUCAACAACUUGGGCCAAGAGGUCAUAGAGCUCCGAAGACCCUGCAGAUGCUGGUGUGGAUGCUGCUGUGGUUGUACGUGCAGCUUGCAGGAACUUGAAGUUCAUGCUCCCCCAGGAACACCUAUUGGUUAUAUUAAAGAGACCUGCCAUCCUGGCCGUCCUAAAUUUUCUGUCCAAGAUGAAGCCAAAGAGGAAAUAUUUAAAAUUGCUGGGCACUCUUUAAAAUGCAUGUGUACUGAGGAUUUCAGGUUUGAGGUGAUGUCAAAAGAUGAGCAGGAGUCUGUUGGAAGAAUUUCAAAGCAGUGGGCUGGAAUCACUGGAGACACAAGGGAGACAUUUACAGAUGCUGACCUCUUUGGAAUCGAGUUUCCAAUGGACUUUGAUGUUAAAAUGAAAGCUGUCAUGAUUGGGGCUGGCUUCCUCAUAAACUACAUGUAUUUUGGAGAGGAUCCCAUCGUUAUAACUGAGACACAUGUGAUCUAGUGGCAUGGGCUGCCACGGCAGGGACACUAGUUCAGAAUGCAACACUGUUGCAUCAGUGCAUCAUCCGUCAUGUAUUUUUAUAUAGUGAAUUAAUAGAUACCAGAUUGGAUCCUUCCUCACAUGCAUGCAGCACUCACAGAGGGAUCCCUGUGGUCUGCAUAGUCUGUGCAAGAGGCCAUUGCCAGGAAUGGGAAUUCUUGGGAUUUGUGGCUCCUGAAGCAAGGAUCUGACCCAUGCUUUGUAAGCAGAGUUAAUAAAGCAUAAAACUCAAAGCUC